Vigna unguiculata (cowpea) is the source of this 1519-nucleotide messenger RNA. Its product is annotated as 3',5'-bisphosphate nucleotidase AHL-like. The record is from RefSeq and is a predicted model, not a curated record. Gene Ontology annotation, molecular function: 3'(2'),5'-bisphosphate nucleotidase activity. Gene Ontology annotation, biological process: phosphatidylinositol phosphate biosynthetic process; sulfate assimilation. Lineage: Eukaryota; Viridiplantae; Streptophyta; Magnoliopsida; Fabales; Fabaceae.
AUGCCUUUACAUUGUUCCACUUUGUGUGCAAACAUGGCACAUACCUUAAAACUUGGGAAGAGAAGUGAAAACUUCACAUGUAGCCAUGCACAAACAAAAGAUUCCUGCUUUAUGUCUCAAUACUAUAAACCCACCAACACUCUCCAAACCCACAUUGCUUCUGUGUCAAAAUCUGACCAAAGUUUUUCUUCUCCUGUGAUGGAGGAGGACCGAAAAGUUUUUCUUGUCUCAGAAGAAACAGAGGAACAUUGCGGAGAGUUAGAUGUUGCUGUUAAAGCAGUUCAGAUGUCAUGCUUCCUCUGUCAGAAACUACAAGACACAUGGAUUUCGAAUUCUCAGACCAACCAUCCCUACUCACCGUUCACAGUUGCAGAUUGGAGUGUGAACACAAUUGUCAGCUGGAUAUUGUCGAAGUGUUUAGGGAGUGAAAAUGUCUCAAUCGUAACUGAAAAGGAUGCUCAGACACUAUCCAACACUAAUACAUCAGAACUGUUGGAAGCUGUGGUUAAAACUGUGAAUGAAUGUCUAGCUGAAGCACUAAGAUUUGGGGUUGAGGAGCCAAAAUCAGCUCUGGGAACUUCAGAGGUUCUUGAAAUCAUCAAUUGCAGUAACUCAAUUGGAAGUCCUUCAGGAAGAUUUUGGGCACUUAGCCCUCUUGAUGGCAAAAUGGGGUCUGCAUGCGGUGAUCAAUAUGCUGUAGGUUUAUCACUGAUAGAGGAUGGUGAAGUGGUGGUUGGAGUUCUUGGCUGCCCUAACUACCCUAUGAGAAAGGAUUGGUUUAGCUAUCAUCUCAGCUAUCAAAGGAUGAUAUCUAUGUUGACUCCUCCAACCUCUGAAACUUGGAACAAAGGUUGUAUAAUUUAUGCUAAGAGAGGUAGUAGGAAAGCUUGGAUCCAACCACUGCUCCAUGUCAAUAAGAAGUAUGUGUGGCCAAACCAGGCAAAACAAGUUUCUGUCUCUUCUGUUGACAACCUAGCAUUGGCUACUUUCUGCCAACCAAUUGAAAAGGCCAAUUCAAGCUACACUUUUACUGAGGGAUUGGCUCAGAGUGUUGGUCUCAGUAAUCAGCCACUAAGAGUACAAAACAUAAUGAAAUAUGCGGCAAUAGCUUGUGGGCAUGCUGAGGUUUUCAUGAAGUUUGCAAGGGCUGGUUAUAAGGAAAAAAUAUGGGAUCAUGCUGCUGGUUCUGUCAUCAUACAAGAGGCUGGAGGCAUGGUAACAGAUGCUAGGGGGCAUCCCUUGGACUUCUCAAAAGGUUUAAACUUGGAAAGCCUUGAUCGUGGUAUAGUUGCUUGUGCUGGAACCACUUUACAUGAAAAGAUCAUCGAUGCAGUUGAUGCUAGCUGGGUUUCUUCUUGUCUUUGAGACUGUUCUAAUAAGCUACAUGUAUAUAGGAUAUAUGGACUGUGAUUAUGUGAAUAAUGUAUAAUCUUUCCAUGUUGUAUUAUAAUUACUACUUUUUUCCAUGUUGCAUGCUGUAUUAUAAAUUAUAAUUACUACUUUUUUUCCACAUUGCAAA